This is a messenger RNA of Haliotis rubra (blacklip abalone), 1692 nucleotides long. RefSeq lists its product as uncharacterized. The transcript is spliced from 6 exons. Gene Ontology annotation, molecular function: zinc ion binding; metalloendopeptidase activity. The record is from RefSeq and is a predicted model, not a curated record. The coding region runs from base 128 to 847 and encodes 239 amino acids. Lineage: Eukaryota; Metazoa; Mollusca; Gastropoda; Lepetellida; Haliotidae.
GAUAUGAUUUGGAAGACCAAACAUAUUUUAACAUGAAAUAGAAAUAGUCAAACAAUACAGUCUCGUUGAACAUACAUGUGCUUCGUCUUUGCAGCUUACAAACGUAACACUGAUAAGUGAAGCAGCUAUGUCUCUGCUUGUGACUUAUCUGGUGUCUCUGACAGUUCAUCUUGCAAGUUCAUCAAAGAUAUGUACAGACCUCCAAAACUAUCAUUUUGUUGAACGCAACGUCAGACUACCGAAUGUCCACGUCAUAUCGCUGUCGACACAGGGACAGGUUCUCUGCGCACGUACGUGCCUUGCGAGAAGAUGGUGCAAAUCCUUCAACUUUAAUAUUAACUCGGGGAAAUGUGAGCUUAACUAUCUAACACUGUUUCCUGGAGGUCUCAACACCACUCAUCUGGUUCCAGCCGCUGGGUUUGUCUUCUCUGACAUCAAACACUGGCCAGAGGUAGUUGCUGGCGCAUGUGCAAAUCACAACUGCACAAUCAACACUUACUGUGAUCCAGUAGACACUCAUAAGUACCUGUGUCAAAAAUAUGCUAACCCAACAUCAUGCGCUGAAGCCAAAGAGUGCGAUCCAUCAAGCACUGAUGGAGAAUACUGGCUUCGUAUACCACACUUUGGUCUGUACAGAACCCGGAUCUACUGUCACAACAUGAACACCAGCAACCCCGUGGAGUACAUGACGCUGCCUUCGCCCAACUACGGUAUUUACCCAGCGGUAGCCAACCAAAACUGCGCUGGAGAGACACCCCUUCGCUAUUCUUGUGUCGGGUCAGGGGGCGAGUGGUGGUACAUGAAGAUAAGGAUUGACAUUGAGGACAUGGGGGGUUGUACGAACUGACAAGACUUUUGCUGUUUUUACCAACCAUGAAGUAUAUUACGCCCAGGCUGAGGACUGCUACACCAAGCACUAUGGCGUACUGAGUUCCUGUGGAACCAAGGGCGAGUUUACCGUCAAUCUAACAAGUACAGGCUGGCUGGUGGAUCCAGAUGUGGAAUGGAUAGCAGAGGGAUGGAAAGCGAUCAUUGAGUCAAUAAUCAGAGAAGAAGGAGGGUCUGUCAUUCGCCUUAAGUGCGGGGGAUUCCAUGGAUAUUGCUAUCCCAAAACCAGGAUGACCGUUGUGCCAUCCUUUGAAGUUGUCCCCGAUUCUUCAGCCACAGAGGUUAGAUGCUCCGAAUGAUGCUGCAAAAUCAACGCUUCAUCGAGCGUUGCUUUGAUCAAAAUGUUGGUUCACACACUGAGCUAGAAUGUUAACUUUGACUUGGCUUCACAUUUAACCUGAGCAAUUACUUCAUCACGCGUUUCCCAAAGUCAAUGUUAUUUUAUCGAUUUUGUUUCGCUCAAAUGACUAAAAGUCAUUUCUUGGGAAUUUUCGUUCACAAUAUAAUGAAAUUUGGUAUAUGGGUUGUUAGCAGUGGGGGCAAAAACGUGUUUAUUGUGAUAGGAUAUAUUUUGGCCUUUACGUUUGCACGUUGACAUGGUGCAUAAAUUCUGCCUGAAUAUAAGUAAGAGAGAAACCUACGGAUAGUUUAAAUAACAAUGUUCAUCCCAACAAAUUGACUUUUAGCUGUUUCAUUUUUUAUUUCAAAAACUCAAAAUUAAGAUGUUUUAUCCAUAAUUCGAUUGUUUCAAAUCAAUUAUUUUCUCGAAAUUUCAAAACAACGAGGACAGCAGAGGCAUUCCUG